Messenger RNA from Sardina pilchardus (European sardine), 1942 nucleotides. RefSeq names its product rasd family member 4 (gene rasd4). Bases 277 to 909 code for a protein of 210 amino acids. NCBI's taxonomy places the organism in Eukaryota, Metazoa, Chordata, Actinopteri, Clupeiformes, Clupeidae. The record is from RefSeq and is a predicted model, not a curated record. Gene Ontology annotation, molecular function: GTP binding; GTPase activity. The transcript has a single exon.
UCUCCUCUCCUCUCCUCUCUUUGCUGCCGUGAGUGCUAUGUACUACAGAUCCGCUUCACUACUCUGGUGAAUUUUCUUCUCAAAGUUAAAGUCAAGCGUUUUCAAGUGAAAAAAGCUAUUUUUCUAUCACUUUUUGUUUUAAAAAAGCACGAAAGAAUUGAACUUGGAGAAGACAUCAGCCUGUGCAAGAAGAAGAAGAGAGGAACAGAGGCAGACUGAAAAGAAGAGAAAAAGAAAGGAAUAAAAAAAGAGAGACAGAGCGAAGCAAAGAGAAGCAUGUCUCUGGAAGUGAAGGCGAAGACGGAGGUGCGCCUGGUGUUCCUGGGCGCCGCCGGCGUGGGCAAGACGGCGCUGAUCCGCCGCUUCCUGGAGGACUCGUUCGAGCCCAAGCACCGGCGCACGGUGGAGGAGCUGCACAGCAAGGAGUACGAGGUGGGCGGCGCCAAGGUGACCGUCCACAUCCUGGACACCAGCGGCAGCUACCCGUUCCCGGCCAUGCGCAAGCUCAGCAUCCAGACGGGCGACGCCUUCGCGCUGGUCUACGCCGUGGACGACGCCGACUCGCUGGAGACGGUCAAGGGCCUGCGCGAGGAGAUCCUGGAGGUCAAGCAGGACAAGUGCACGCCCAUCGUGGUGGUGGGCAACAAGUCGGACCGCGGCGGCGCCGAGGAGCGCAAGGUGGCCGGCGAGGACGUGCUGACCACCGUGGAGCUGGACUGGAACAGCAGCUUCCUGGAGGCCUCGGCCAAGGACAACCAGAACGUGCUGGAGGUGUUCCGGGAGCUCCUGCAGCAGGUGAACCUGCCCAGCCGCCUGAGCCCCGCGCUGCGCCGCCGCCGAGAGACCUUCCCCAAGGACAGCAGCGCCCGGCCGCCCAUGAACAAGGCCAACAGCUGCACCAUCUCCUAACCACACACACACACACACACAUACACAUGCAGCCGCCCGAGACGUGGCAGGACCAAGUGUAAGGCUCUUGAUAGUGUGUGUGUUUCUGUGUGUGUGUGUGUGUGUCUAUGUGUGUUCAGAGACACACGAUGCACACAGUCACUCACACACACACACUCUUGGCCCGAGAUAGUGUUUUGAUGAAGCAGGUGAGCCGUGCAAAGAGAGAACAGAACUUAUUGCAUUUGACUUGAAGCUCUUUGCAGCUGCGUUGCCAGCCAGCAACCACUCUGUGACAGUUUGUGCCUAGGCAGGAGAGAGCCACACACAGACAGGGCCUGCAGGAGACAGUGCCAGAGAAGAGCACAAGGAAGCAGGAACGAACAUGGACUGCAUCGCCAAUUGGAAGAAAUAUGAUAUUUGGUUGUGUUGUGAGGAAUAUGUGAAGAAUGUACAAAGUACUAUUGUGUUGUGAAGGGGAGGGGGGAAACCCUACUCGCACAUGUGCCAUACCUAAUCCAAAACCUGUUCAGUUGAUAGUGUAUGUGUGUGUGUGUGUGUGUGUGUGUGUUUGUGUGUGUGUGUGUGUGUGUGUGUGUGUGUGUGUGUAAGAGAAAAGAAAGCUUAGUAUGCUUAAAUGUAUGAUCAAGACCACGCUGCUUCAUACAAGUUGUCUCGGCAUUGGCAAAAUUGGGAUACUUUUCACUUUCUAUUGCCACAGCUGAAUGUACUUGUAUAAAAAACCUUAACGUAUGUGAUGUACUAUGUACUAUGAAGUGAACCUAUAAGAAUAUUUCUUCUUUGUCACGUAUGUUAAUGUUUGAGAACAGAGUUGCUUGUAUCCUAAUGCAAUGGUGAGGUAGCAUAGCAAACCACUGGUUCUCAGCAGUGUGUUGUUCAUUGCAGUUGUUGACUUGCACAUUCAUGUGGUAACUUAAUCUAUGCUUUUUUUUAAACAACACUGAAAACCAGUGGUUGCUAUGUGAUUGAUAUUUGGUUUGGAGGUUUGACAGCUGGAAAUAAAAAGAAAAUAAUAAAUAAAUAAAAAAAACAU